Molecule: messenger RNA, 1953 nt
Organism: Penicillium olsonii
Lineage: Eukaryota; Fungi; Ascomycota; Eurotiomycetes; Eurotiales; Aspergillaceae
Source: the annotation of a GenBank genome assembly
AUGGAAGGCGGCAUUCAUCGCUUCCGAGUCCAGCGGAAUUUGUCCAAGCUGGAGACACAGUAUCGGCAUAGGCCCGCCAAUACCAAUAGGCGUCGACCCACCCUGCCGGCCUGUCGCCGCUGUCGUCAGCACAAAAAGCGAUGCACUCGCACUUCUGAAGGAUCAUGCGAGCAGUGUCUUGUUGCAGGACUACCAUGCUCUCUUAUGGAGCGUUCUUCGAGUCCACGGACGUGUGAGCGAGAAUUGCGAUCGCGAAUAGACUGGCUGAGCCAGCUUGUCAACGAAACGCUUCCCGAUGGGACUUCGAUCGAAUCUAUCGAGACUGGACGAAACAUGGAUUUGGAUAGAUCCAUGCGCUCUCCAUCAAAUGACACCGGCGAUCAAAUUGAGCGCAGUGAAAAUAGCCUGAGAGAUAUUCAUAUUCCCAAGGGUGAUGAUGAGACACGGGUCUCGAUUGCAGCGAGUCGCAACUGCUUGAAGGCCUAUUUCCGCCACGUCCACCGGACGUACCCAUUUUUGGAUAACGAAUUCAUUCUCCAAGAGUUCGAAGCACUCUGCGAUAAAGAUGCAACGGAUGACCUUCUUCCCCGAUCCGCUUUACCCAACCGCUUGUAUAUGAUCAUGGCCAUCGGCUACACUAGUCUUCAGCGGGCGGGAGAAGUGCAAAACAUCGAAGAAGGCCAAUUCCAACCAUGCCUCAAAACAGUGUUAUGUGAGUGUGUCAGUCAGGUAAAUGAGGAAUCAGCAGGCACAUUGCUAUUGCUUGGCCUUUAUCUCUUGUUCAAGCCUGGUGACCAGGAUCCCCGCGCUAUCGCCGGCGUUCUCACCAACCAUGCUCUCGCAGUUGGGCUGAUGAACGAGGCUUCUAAUAAUCAGAAUCUUUCACCUCGGGUACUUGAGCUGCGUCGGCGACUAGGCUGGUCAGUGUAUGUAUUCACGCGCAUGAUCAGCAUAUCCUACGGGCUCCCAUUUGCAUUUCCCGACAGUGUAAUGAAAAUUCCGCUGCCGAGCAUCAUGAUACACGAAUACGGCUCCGAGGAUGGACAUCAAUACGCAAUAGCCUUGCAAGUGAGCCGACAUGUUAUUUCUCUCCGGCAGCUCGAAACACGCCUUGUCAAUGCUAUCCAUGACCCCACUCCCUCGAUUCCUCCCCAGGAGCUCCGGCUUCAGAUUGAAGACUGGUAUACGCAAGGUUGUCUGCUAUCCAGCUCAACUCUAUGGGAGCAGGACCAGCUCCCCUUCCAUACUACCAUCACAUGGUUGAACGUACGUUAUCAAAACUUGCUUCUAUUGCUGUAUACGCCCGCACGCGGAGAUACUGCGGAAGAAAAUCUUCCAAAUCUCCAGGCAGCUGCGCAGCGGUAUAUACAACUCAGUCUGGUCUUGCAAGAACGCCGUCAUUUACCCAUGAAUUGGAUCACUUUGUGUCGACUCCUUUCCUUGGCUGCAAUUUUUCUCUACUGUACUGCUCGAUGGGCACCAGGAAUCGAUGAUAUUCCCGAGAUUUCUCUCCUCGCAGCCCUGCUUGAGUUCUUCCCGUCUUCUUGGAGUGCCGCCCACGAGGCUUCCCUGAUUUUACGUCGCCUUGCAGAUAUCAUGACGACAUCGAAGAGUCCCCUGAUUCCACGCAGUCAACUUUCCGAGACCUCAGUUAUCCCGCCCUCGGCUUUAGGUCCGGAAUACGGGCUACAGUCUGUGCAGGACGACUUGGCGGUGUUACUCAGUCGAACAAUGGGCGAAGCAAGCUUCUAUAUCUGGCCACUGAGGUCCAAGGUUACGGAAAGACGAGUUUCCCGAUCAUUUUCUAUCGUGCCGGAUAUCGGGAACUUCACACCUCGUUUUGUGGCUCCGCACAGCGAGAAUUUGCCACCGGUAGAUGGUAGUUUGGGCGAAAGCCCGCUGGAAACACAAUGGAUGAGUCUGUGGGGUGGUGUAGGAUCCGACAUGCUUUGA